UUGUGCCUUCGACUUCAGGCCGCCGUCGACGUUGAUGAACGACAUGCGGAAUGUGAUCAGGGUGAUGAUGCAAAGACCGGCAACCGCCCACCGCGCCCGCACUAUAUAAGUACCCGCAGUGACGGGCGCGCGGUCCCUCCCUUCCACAGUCCACAACGGUCUUGACCUCGGUCACCGCACGCUCUUUUCCCGACACACUCCCUCAACGCUUACUGACGCCCACCGCCUCGCCAGACUAUCCCCCCAGUCAUCCCCCACAUCCAUCUCACUCACGACGACAAUGAUCGCUAGCACCCUUGCGCUUCUCUCGACUGCCCUGCUCGCCAGCGCGGGAGGCCUUAAGUCAACCGCCACGCAGACUCCUACUGAGGGGCAGGCCGGUGGCAACUGGACCCUCCAGGAGAGCGAGCACGGCUACAGCCUCGCGGGUUCGCAGCCCAUCGACCUCACCAUCUCCGCGACCGUUGAGGACGGCGAGCUGAAGAUGCUCUGCCCCUACCAGCUCACCGCCGUCCUCAUCCCCGCCGAGGGCGCCUCGUACACCGUCGAGUUCGUCAACGCGACCGACGGCCUGCCCGAGGGCACCGUCACCGGCGGGUGGAACACGACGGACGACCGCAGGGGCAUCCCGGAGUACGACGAGACGUUCACGAAGGUCAUCAACUCGAUCGGGCCGGGCAGAUUCGAUCUCGCGCUGGGCGAAGGCCGCAACGAACUCACCUGGUUCAACCAGUCCGACACCGCGCGGGGCUUCACCGAGUGGUUCCUUGUUCUCGACAGCGCGCAGGACGUUGACUGCUGAAUGUCAAGCGCCCUAUGGGUGUGAUAUAACGGGCGAUGCUGGUUAUCUGCUUUAGGUUGUGUUUGCGUCGGACAUCUGCCCUCCCCAGUGGACUUGCCUGUUUAUACCUUUGGUUUACAUAUCUGUAAUCCAACCUGUCUAUUGGUCUGCUCCAUGCUCGUCGGACGGCGAUUUCAUGGACACGGUGGACACGGAUCGCUCGGACUGUUCAGAGCUGCGCUAUUUGAGCCUCCAAUUGAUAUCGUUGUGUUACCGCAUCACUUGAGAUGUUGCCGCAUUCAGUCAUGACUC
Messenger RNA from Schizophyllum commune H4-8, 1093 nucleotides. RefSeq lists its product as uncharacterized. The transcript is spliced from 3 exons. The record is from RefSeq and is a predicted model, not a curated record. Bases 281 to 802 code for a protein of 173 amino acids. Lineage: Eukaryota; Fungi; Basidiomycota; Agaricomycetes; Agaricales; Schizophyllaceae.